UUGAAUUGAAAUCACUUUUACUUAACCUUUGCAAUGACUACCCCAGAAACUGAAUAUGAUAGAAGAAAACAAAUUAGUGUUAGAGGAAUAGCUCAAGUUGAAAAUGUUUCUGAAUUUAAGAAAGGAUUUAAUAGACACCUGCAUUUCACUUUAGUAAAAGAUCGGAAUGUUGCUACAACAAGAGAUUAUUUUUUUGCAUUAGCCUAUACAGUCAGGGAUCAUUUAGUUGGUCGUUGGAUUCGAACUCAACAAUAUUAUUAUGAAAAUGACCCAAAAAGAGUAUAUUAUAUAUCGCUAGAAUAUUAUAUUGGGAGGACAUUAACCAACACAAUGAUGAAUUUAGGAAUAUCAAGUUCAAUUGAUGAGGCCUUAUAUCAACUGGGUCUGGAUAUCGAAGAGCUCGAGGACCAGGAAGAAGAUGCCGGAUUGGGUAAUGGCGGCUUGGGCCGGCUAGCGGCCUGCUUUUGCGAUUCUAUGGCUACACUGGGAUUAGCGGCUUACGGCUACGGUCUACGAUACGAGUACGGUAUAUUCACGCAGCGCAUCAUUAACGGUUGGCAGGUGGAAGAACCAGACGAGUGGCUGAGAUAUGGAAGCCCUUGGGAGAAGUCUAGACCCGAAUACGUCAUCCCUAUCAACUUUUACGGGAGGGUUAACCACACCGCCAACGGAGUCAAGUGGGAAGAUACCCAGAUUGUGAACGCGUUGCCCUACGACGUUCCCAUACCCGGAUAUCACAAUAAUACUGUCAACACUCUUAGACUCUGGUCGGCAAAGGCUCAGCGCAGUUUCUGCCUCAAUUUCUUUAAUAGCGGUCAAUACAUACAAGCCAUUAUGGAUAGAAACAUUUCGGAAAACAUUACCAGAGUUCUGUACCCCAACGAUAACUUUUUUGAAGGAAAGGAAUUGCGUUUGAAACAGGAAUACUUUAUCGUCGCGGCCACGCUGCAAGACAUUAUAAGACGAUUCAGAUCGUCCAAAUUCGGCUCGCGCGAACCUAUAAGGACCUCUUUCGAAACUUUUCCUCAAAAGGUGGCUAUCCAACUUAACGACACUCAUCCUUCCCUCGUCAUACCCGAACUCAUGAGAAUAUUUAUGGAUGUCGAAGGGCUCGGCUGGGACCAGGCUUGGAAGAUAACCGAGGCCACUUGCGCUUACACCAAUCACACCGUUUUACCCGAAGCCCUGGAGCGAUGGCCCGUCACGAUGUUUGAAAGCCUUUUGCCCCGACAUUUGGAAAUCAUUUACGUCAUCAACGAAAAAUUUAUGGACGUGGUGCGAGGCAAAUGGCCCGGUGACAAUGAUAGGCUUAGACACAUGUCGCUGAUCGAAGAGGAUGGCGGUAAGCGAGUUAAUAUGGCGCAUCUGGCUAUAGUGGGCAGCCACGCCGUUAACGGUGUCGCGGCGAUUCACACGGAGAUCAUCAAACAUACCACCUUCCGAAAUUUCUACGAAUUGUGGCCGUACAAAUUCCAGAACAAGACGAACGGAGUUACCCCGAGAAGAUGGCUCCUACUCUGCAAUCCCGGUUUGGCUGACGUCAUAGCGGAUAAAAUAGGGGAUAGAUUUGUAAACCACUUGUACGAACUGCGUCAGCUGGAAAGUCAGAUCUCGAACAAGGCCUUCAUUUUAGCUAUCAUGAAAGCGAAACAGGAGAACAAGCUCAGGUUCGCUAAUUACAUCCAAAAGGCUAACAAUGUUACGGUGGACCCAUCGGCCAUGUUUGACUUUCAAAUCAAGCGUAUCCACGAGUAUAAAAGGCAGCUCCUCAACGCUCUGCACGUGAUAACGGUCUACAACAGGAUCAAGAAGAACCCGGACAAGAAUUUCACUCCCAGGGUCGUGAUGAUCGGGGGAAAAGCCGCCCCGGGUUAUCACAUGGCCAAAAAGAUCAUAAAACUCAUAUGUAACAUAGGGAAUAUCGUUAACAACGACCCCGUGGUGGGCAAUAGGCUUAAAUUCAUAUUUCUCGAGAAUUACAGGGUCAGUAUGGCCGAAAAAAUUAUUCCGGCCGCCGAUCUCAGCCAGCAGAUCAGCUUAGCCGGAACGGAAGCAUCUGGUACCGGCAAUAUGAAGCUUAUGUUAAACGGCGCUUUGACGAUCGGAACCCUAGAUGGCGCGAAUGUCGAAAUGAUGGAGGAAAUGGGGAAAGACAAUAUCUUUAUAUUCGGCAUGACAGUCCCCGAGGUCGAUGCCUUGUGGGCCAAAGGUUACAAUCCCAAGUCUUUUUACGAGAGAAUUCCAGAACUGAGACAAGCCAUCGAUCAAAUUCAAAACGGGUUCUUCAGUCCGGAACAGCACGACCUGUUUCACGAUAUAGUUCACAACUUGUUGAACAAUGAUAGAUUUUGCCUAAUGGCUGACUACGAGGAAUACAUCAAGGCGCAGGAUAGGGUCUCAGCGUUGUAUCAGGACCCCAUCGAGUGGGCCAAGAAAUGUAUAAUGAAUAUUGCAUCCUCUGGCAAAUUUAGCAGUGACAGGGCUAUCACAGAAUACGCCAAAGAUAUCUGGAACGUGACACCCACUGACGUCAAGCUCCCUAACCCCAACGAACCCAUUAAGCAAUCGGUAAAGAUCGCCAACUAAAAUAUUUUUUUUUACAAAAAAAUGACACAAAAUAAAACUUUCCUUCAUUUUUUACCCCCCCCCCCAUCCCCUUUAAUAAAUUGCAAGCGGUAUUUUAAAAAUGUAUUCUCGGUUUAUAUAAUUUAUAAUUUAGCGUGCUAACCAUGUUGCCCCGACUCUCAUUGCCCUACCAAAAUUGAAUGAUUUCUUUUUUUUCUUUUUAUUACCAUCUUACCCCGAAUCUCAUUUCCCUGCAAAAAUUAAAUGAUUUCGUUCUCUUUUUUUUAGUUUUAUAUUUUAGCGCGCUAACCAUAUUACCCCGACUCCCACUGCCCUGCAAAAAUUAAAUGAUUUCCUUCUUCUUUUUUUGGUUUUUUUUGCGGUGAGAUACUUUUACGGUUAAGUGAACACCUUUUUUAAAAAAUAUUUUUGGUGCGAUUAACUGAGAAAUGGUACUUUUUUUUGUUUUUUCUUCAGAUUUUACCUAAUUUUUAUUCAAAAUUUUAUAACUGCCAAAUUUAACAUUACCCCUUUUUUUUAUCAUCAAAAAACCCAAAGUUUAAAUGAAAGAUUUAAUAUAAUCUUAAUAAUUUUCCGCUGCCGCGACACGCAAUAAUUUAUAAAUUUCGUUUCACAUCUUUCAAAUUAUAUAAUAAUAAACAAAUAAUUUAUUUAUGAAAAUUUAAGAGGUUGCAUAGUAUGCGCAUGCGUGUGUGCUACCUUUCUAUCAUUUUUAUUAUAUAUUUUAUUAAACUUGAGAAUUCAUAGAUUGUCCCCUAUUUUUCAUUUUUAGACGAAUAACGGCUUCUUUUAAACUAUCAUUUUUGCAAUAUAUUUUUCAAAACU
Messenger RNA from Gordionus sp. m RMFG-2023, 3411 nucleotides. RefSeq names its product glycogen phosphorylase, brain form-like. Gene Ontology annotation, molecular function: pyridoxal phosphate binding; glycogen phosphorylase activity. Gene Ontology annotation, cellular component: cytoplasm. The coding region runs from base 34 to 2586 and encodes 850 amino acids. NCBI's taxonomy places the organism in Eukaryota, Metazoa, Nematomorpha, Gordioida, Chordodea, Parachordodidae. The transcript has 18 exons. The record is from RefSeq and is a predicted model, not a curated record. Gene Ontology annotation, biological process: glycogen catabolic process.